ACGAAGUCCAAUUAGAUGUUGAGAAAAUAGGACUUCUGUUAGAAGAUUAUCUGAUCGAUAUUGACGGGGUCGUCUUCCCUCCUCAUAGUAAUACUCUAACGGGUGAUGAAGGUAAACACGAAAAUACUUCAGGGGAUGAAUCUAUGCACGAGUAA
Messenger RNA from Acaulospora morrowiae, 155 nucleotides. The record is from the annotation of a GenBank genome assembly. NCBI's taxonomy places the organism in Eukaryota, Fungi, Glomeromycota, Glomeromycetes, Diversisporales, Acaulosporaceae.